This is a messenger RNA of Selaginella moellendorffii, 585 nucleotides long. RefSeq lists its product as uncharacterized. The transcript is spliced from 2 exons. NCBI's taxonomy places the organism in Eukaryota, Viridiplantae, Streptophyta, Lycopodiopsida, Selaginellales, Selaginellaceae. The record is from RefSeq and is a predicted model, not a curated record. The annotation marks the transcript as partial.
AUGUGGUCCCAAGGCCAUGCCCAUGGACCGCACAGCACGACUCUGCCAAACGCUGGAGUGGGUGCCAGGGAAGCCACACCGAGGCUCUCCGCAGCUGAGAACCCUUGCACAACCCCACCCCCCAUCAAUACUGGGGAGGCCCCCCCCACGCCACCGGCCAAAGGCCACGAGCACUCACACAUGCGACACUGCCCAGGCAUUCCACGUCGGGAGUUCCGCGUCUGGAUUGCCGAUCGGGUAACACCUGGACGGAUGCUGCACGUGCUUGCCACCAGAGCAGCUGAGCACCGUUUCCUUCGGCCGGUGGGCACGGGAAGCCCACAAGAGCUGGGCAGCCGCAGUUCAACCCCAGCUGCCCGAGAGCCUCCACUCCCCACCCAUCAUCCUACAGGUAAGAAAGUCCCUCCUCUUUCUGGGACAACAGCUUUUGGCUAUUUGUCCCAGUCCGAGUUCAAGCUUGAGCGUGAGCAGGAGCCAAGUCCAAACGCGAGCCUGAGCAAAAGCCCGAGUACGUGCUCAAGCCUGACUUCAAGCCCAAGUCCAAGCAGGCAGGAGCCCGCGCAUGCCCUGGAAGUCCAGCAGGGG